Messenger RNA from Paramecium pentaurelia, 750 nucleotides. The record is from the annotation of a GenBank genome assembly. Lineage: Eukaryota; Ciliophora; Oligohymenophorea; Peniculida; Parameciidae.
AUGUAAUAAUCUAUAAUUGAUUCUAACAUUAUUUAAUCUACAACUGUUAAAACAAUAAAAGAACUUAAAAAAUUGGGAGAUUCUAGAACUAAUUUAGAAGGAGAAGAGAAUAAUAUAAAUGAUUCAACUUUAAGUGAAAAAUAGACUCCUGGAGAUGAAACUUCUAAAACAUAGCAUACAAAAAUUACACUAAAUAAAAAACCAAAGUUGACAUUCAAACUUUAAACUUAGAAUACAAUACCAUCUAUGAAAUAAACAGUUAUGAAGACUUCUGAUGAUGUUGAUGUAUAAAACUAUGGAAUCAAGAGAACAUCUUUAAAAUAAAGUUCAAUGAGACCUUAAAAACCUUAACCUUAAUUAUAAUUAGAAUCAAAUGAUCCUAUUGAUAUGAAUAAUGCACUUAAUUUAAUAUUAAAUAAAUCCAAAACUAUAAAAGAAGAAUUUGAAUAGUUAUAACUCACUAACACAUUGAUAAACAAAUAUAUAAAAAAUGAUAAACACUUCCAUUUUUCAUUUUAAGCAUUUCUAGAUAAUCUAGUUUCAUAAGGAAAAUUAGCACAAACAUUAACAAAUAUACAAAAACCAGUUUUACAAAGGAUAGAACAGUUUACAAUAAAUCAUGUUAAAAAAUGCUUAUAAAAAAAUUAAAUUUCUCAAUAAUAUGAAGAAAAAGCUCGGCAUGUUGACCUUCUUUUCAAUCGAUAUUACAAAGAGUUAACAAAUAUUGAAUAAAAUAUCAAAUAUUUCUGA